Lepisosteus oculatus (spotted gar) is the source of this 3497-nucleotide messenger RNA. It is a transcript of the gene nsun2, whose product is annotated as NOP2/Sun RNA methyltransferase 2. Gene Ontology annotation, cellular component: nucleus; cytoplasm. Gene Ontology annotation, molecular function: tRNA (cytidine-N5)-methyltransferase activity; tRNA binding. NCBI's taxonomy places the organism in Eukaryota, Metazoa, Chordata, Actinopteri, Semionotiformes, Lepisosteidae. Gene Ontology annotation, biological process: tRNA methylation. The record is from RefSeq and is a predicted model, not a curated record.
UUUAUUCUCAUGAGAGCGUCCUGCGUGCUACACACGAGUUGUGGCAUCGUAAGUUGGAGUUGCUUAUUAUCUGGUGAAUAUAGGGAGCACGUUUGUCAGCAGUAAGUGCACUCCGGAUUUUAUUUCUAAUCUUCAAUAACGUUUCGUAGGUAUAUCUCUCGAGUUAUUUGCAUAUCCGGCAUGGGGAAAAGGAACAGGAACAGACAGAAAAAUCAAGACAGAAAUGGAAAAGCUGGAGGAAGAAGCAGAGACGAUGCUGGCUGGGGUGCUGGAUACGCAGAAAUCGUUAAGGAAAACAAACUAUUUGAGCAGUACUACCAAGAGCUUAAAAUCGUUCCCGAGGGAGAAUGGGAGCAGUUUAUGGACGCCAUGAGGGAGCCCUUGCCUGCUACAAUAAGGAUAACAGGAUACAAAAGCCAUGCCAAUGAAAUUCUCCACUGUUUGAAAGAGAAAUAUUUCAAGGAACUACAAGAUCUUGAAGUAGAUGGCCAAAAAAUAGAAAUGCCACAAGCACUGAGCUGGUACCCAGAUGACUUAGCAUGGCAUACAAACUUGAGCAGAAAGAUUCUACGGAAGUCUCCUUUGUUGGAGAAGUUUCACCAGUUCCUGGUUAGCGAGACUGAAUCUGGUAACAUUAGUCGUCAAGAAGCUGUCAGUAUGAUUCCUCCUUUGCUCCUAAAAAUUGAGCCGCACCAUAAGAUUCUGGACAUGUGCGCUGCUCCUGGCUCUAAGACUGCUCAGUUGAUUGAAAUGCUGCAUGCUGAUAUGGAUGUUCCAUUUCCAGAGGGCUUUGUUAUUGCCAAUGAUGUGGACAACAAGCGCUGCUACCUGCUGGUUCACCAGGCGAAGAGGUUAAACAGCCCUUGCAUUAUGGUUGUGAAUCACGAUGCCUCCAGUAUUCCCCGACUCCAAAUAGACUGUGAUGGCAAAAAAGAUAUCCUGUUUUAUGACAGGAUCCUUUGUGAUGUUCCUUGCAGUGGUGAUGGGACAAUGAGAAAGAACAUUGAUGUGUGGAAGAAGUGGACAACCAACAACAGUCUUCAUCUUCAUGGGUUGCAGCUGAGAAUUGCAAUCCGUGGGGUGGAGCAGCUGGCUGUUGGGGGCAGAAUGGUCUAUUCCACUUGCUCUCUGAACCCUGUGGAAGAUGAAGCUGUUAUUGCAUCACUUCUGGAGAAAUGUGAAGGUGCCUUAGAACUUAUUGAUGCCUCCAAUGAUUUGCCAGGGCUGAAGUGGAUGCCAGGCAUAACAUCCUGGAAGCUAAUGACCAAGGGAGGUGAGUGGUAUAAUGAUUGGUCUGAAGUACCUGAAAGCCGCCACACACAGAUUCGACCAACAAUGUUUCCUCCUAAAGAUUUGGAGAAAUUGAAGGAAAUGAAAUUAGAGAGAUGUAUGCGGAUAUUGCCUCAUCACCAGAAUACAGGAGGAUUCUUUGUCGCUGUGCUCAUGAAGAAAGCCCCUAUGCCUUGGAAUCGUCGGUAUCCAAAGCUCCGUAAUAAAGGGGCAGAAGCAGUAGCUGCAUCUGAGGAGACCCCUGCUGAAACUGCUGAUGAGGGAGGAGAUGCUACUGCAGAGGACAAGCUGAAAGACCUUGAGGACUCCCAGGAGAGCUCUGUCAAAAAAGACGGCGUAUGUGGCCCUCCACCAUCAAAGAAGAUGAAGCUGUUUGGCUUCAAAGAAGAUCCUUUUGUUUUUAUUACUGAGGAUGAUCCAGUGUUCCCUCCAAUCCAGAAAUUUUACAACCUUUCCUGCACCUUUCCAAAGCUGAAUUUACUGACAAGGACUCAUGAAGGGAAAAAGAGAAAUCUGUAUAUGGUCUCCAAAGAGCUUCGAAAUGUCCUGCUAAACAACAGUGAACGCAUGAAGGUUAUUAACACUGGAGUAAAGGUUUUGUCCCGGAAUAAUGAUGGAGAAGAGUUUGGUUGUGCCUUCAGGCUAGCCCAGGAGGGCAUUUAUACUCUUUUUCCAUACAUUAAUGCCAGAAUCAUUAAUGUUGGUGUGGAAGAUAUCAAGGUGCUGCUAACACAAGAGAAUCCCUUUCUUAGCAAAUUGUGUGAUGAGGCACAUGCACAGGCAAAACAGAUUGCAAUGGGCAGCAUCGUUCUGAGAUAUACACCUGAUCCUGAGAAACCAGAUUCCCCACAGUGCCCCAUUGUGUUGUGUGGAUGGAGGGGGAAGACCUCUAUUCGAGCUUUUGUGCCAAAGAAUGAGCGUUUUCACUACCUGAGAAUGCUGGGCGUGGAAGUGUUUAGGGAGAGGAAGAGGGAAGACUCUGUGGCCCCUAAGGCUGAAAAGGGGGAUAAUGGCGAAGAGCUAAGUGGACAGCCCACUGUCCAGGAUUCUGAAGAGAUGGAGGCUGAAGGAGAUGGAGAAUCAGAGUCAACUGUUGAGCCACUUGUAUCAGAUGGCAAGGAGGCUGACAAAAUUGAAGGCACUGAAAAGGUGCUUGCUGCUGAACCACUCUAAGGAGGACAGGUUUAAAGCGGAGAGGUGUAGGGGUGCCCUUUAAACUGAACAAGCUGUAGAGGAGCAAUGAUAGAGCCUACAUUGAACCUUUUUAGAAUCAGUUAGCUUGUGCCAUCAGAGUGUAGUCAGAGCGGAGUCUAAUGAGCAAAAUUUUAUUUGAAACAAUGAUUUUUUUUUAAUCUUCCUAAUUUGGGAUGAAUAUGUCCAUACUAAUUAUUUCAUGUGUUUUGUAUAGCCUAAGCUUUGUAUCCUCAGUCCAGACAUUAUUGUUUCUGGAUUAAGGAGAACCAUUUAGUCUGUUUUAAUUUCAUAUUUAAAAGUUCUUUUUAAAUGAAUUAGGAAAUAUUUAAUUUAGAAACUCACGUGACCAGUUUCUUAGUUCAAAAUGAGUUAACUUUUCAUACUUUUCAUUUUUAUUCUAAAUAAAGGGACAGGUGGUCUUUCUUGUUACAUUGGUUAAGUUUCCAUAAAUACAUCUGGAUGAAAAGUUUCAUUUGCAUAGCCUCAUAAUUUCAUAAAGUAAACAUGAUGAGUGAAGCACUGCAAGUUGCAUGAUAUGUUGGCUAUCCAAAAAAAUGAGCAACAUUUCUUUCAAAACCAGAAAUCAUUUAUCAAGUCUUUGUACUGUUGAUUGAACAGUUUUCUUGUGUGCUCAAUAUUGGCCAGAAAUACAGUAGGUGUAAUCGCUUAAUUAAUAAGAAAUAAACAGGAGAAAUACUUUCCUAUAUCUAAAUCUUAAGGUAAUUUACAAAAAAAUGUUUAAGGAAACACAAAGUAGUUUUAAAGGGUACUUUAACUAUUUAAUGUGGAGUUCAAAGUUGUAUUACAUGUUUAGGGCUAUGGAAAAUAAGUUAUGAGUAAGUGUGACUGCUGUCUAACAGAAGCUCUUCACUACUCAGGAAAAACAGUCUCCGAUGUCGCUUUUGUAACACCUCAUGAACUUGCAGUCCUGGGCAACUGAGCCUGUUAAGUAGAAUCGGAAGAAAACUACUUUCAAUUCUCAAAUAAAAGAGAAAGCUUUUUUUGUUGUUGAA